This is a messenger RNA of Spodoptera littoralis (African cotton leafworm), 3289 nucleotides long. Lineage: Eukaryota; Metazoa; Arthropoda; Insecta; Lepidoptera; Noctuidae. The record is from the annotation of a GenBank genome assembly.
GCACCAGUCAACACUGUCAAAAGUGUCAAACAAGUUACCUACGACUGAGGAUUACGAGGAAAUCCGAUGAACAAGUUUAGUAGACAAGACAACAAUAUUUUUGUGACUUUUUCCUCCUAUACUUUUAUUUUGAUCUUUGAAGUGUCCGAUGAAAUUAUAUUUGUUUAAGUGCCUUCAAUUGUUGUAAUUACGAAACUAGACGAUAAUAGUGUACAAAUAUGGAAACCCAAAGCAUGUAUCCUGAUCCUGACACGAUCACUAUUGACACACUCGUAUUGGAGGAAAUGGUAAAGCAAGAAUGGACCAAAGAAAUAACGGAAUUGCAUUCUUUGAGUAAAAAAUCUUACAAUCUUCAUGCUGAUUUGUUAUACUAUCGUCACGCAACUUCUGCAAUGGGUUCUUCAUGCUAUGAGCUAUGGAAGAGGAUACUAACUCAAGUUGGUGGUAGUCCCAACACAUGGCGAGAACUUGGCCUUCUAUUAGGGAUUGAAACUAAUAAACUAAACUAUAUAAUGUACUCGGUUCAAGAGGAUCACGUUGACAUGGUGUUAAAAGUAUUUAGACAAAAUGAAAACGCAACUAUUGACAAAAUCAUAGAUGCCUUCAUUAAGAUGAAGCGGUAUGAUAUUUUAAAAUCAUUAGAAGAACCUCUUUGCAAAAUAGCUCAGUUCUUCAAUAAGGAUGAUAGUGGUUAUCAAAGCAAAAGUUCUGGGCAGAGAGAAGUGGUUAGACCAAAAAAUAUUCCCAAUAAUUUGCCAGCAGCGCUCAGCAACAAGGUGGUCUCUCAAGAUAAGGAACCAAAGAAACCAAAACAACCAGCUUUGAAGAUACCUUCUACAGCAAAUGAGCCUAUAGUUAAUGAUAGCCCAAUACUUUUCUUGACUUACACUCAAGAUGGUUUCCCAACAGCAGUGAAUAUACAAGAAUAUGUUGAAAACUGGACUGAACUACCGAAUGUUCAAGUCAUUACUUUGAACAAUAAGAGGGAAGAACUGUACCAAAAUCCAGAGAAAUUUAUUAGGGAAUAUUUUGAAAAAGCUGAUAUCAUCAUUCCCAUCAUAACAUCUGGCUACUUGGAUGAAAUCCAGUCCCAUAAUCCAACCGUUCUUAAUACCUCUGAUAACUUAGACACUAAAUAUGUUAAUUUUAUUUAUAACCUUAUUGUAAACAACUACAUUCAUGCCUCGGGCUGCCUCAAUAAGAAAGUAAGGAGUGUGCUGCCACAAAAUGCCAAUGUUGAUCUAUUUAGACGUAUCACAAUGUAUCCAGACUUGAUGCCAUGGACAUAUGAGACCAAUUUUGAUACACAAUUCCAAGCUUUCUUAAAAUAUCAACAACAAUUUUAUUUUGUCACCUGGAAUGUGGCUACCAAGAAUCCAGGGCAGGAUCUAAAUGCUCUAUUGGACUUUCCAUCACAGUUCAAUAAAAAUAAACCAUUACCAGACUUUUUUGUGAUUGGGCUGCAAGAAGUAAAAUCUCAGCCACAGAAUAUGGUUAUGGACUCUUUGUUUACUGAUGCCUGGACAUCCUCUUUUAACAAAAUUCUUUGCCGACAAGGGUUUAUUAUUGCCAAGAGUACCAGGUUACAGGGUUUACUCCUGCUGGUGUAUACUCAGAUGAAGCAUGUCACACAUUUGAGGGAUAUUGAAGCUCAGUACACCAAGACUGGACUUGGAGGCAUGUGGUUAAUCGAUGGGGCUUGUUCUAUGAAUUUCGGACGUAGCUAUGUGAUCUGGUUGGGCGACCUGAACUUCCGAACGGAUCAUCCAGCGGGCAGCAGUCCAACUUCAGAAGAGAUCCUAGCUCAAUUACAGAAGAUAGAAAAGGACAAAUAUGCGUCUCUUCUCGCUCAUGAUCAGCUCAUUGCGGUCAUGGACUCCGGUGAAGCGUUUUCGGAGUUUACGGAGCACGAUAUACGAUUCCCACCGACGUAUAAGUUUAUCAUUGGAGGAGAUGAAUAUGAUGUUAAGAGGAAACCAUCAUGGACGGACAGAAUUCUAUACAAAGUGAACGCGAAUAAUUAUGAGAACGUGACGUUAAAGGCUGAGGUGGUGUCGUAUAACCACAUGGCUCACUACACAGUUCGGAAAUCGUUCACUCGCGAGCUUGUAGCUGAACGGCCGCAGAGACCUCCUGGUAUACGAAUGCGGUCUAUGAUCGUCGCUUCUUCUGAGGUAGCUGUGGGAGGACAAGCGGCCAUGUUUAGUGCGCCGAUGGCACCGAUAAACACUGACUCUGCUGACGGUCCCAUGCAUGCUAUGCACUCCGCUAAAGUAGAUACUACAGAUGGGUUGAAUAGUUCAGAGACAUUCUCAAACUAUACAGAGAAGACUGUAGAGUUUGCGCCCAUUACACGGAUCUGGUAUAUCGGUGAUGCUGACUUUAGGACGCAGUGUACGCUCACGCCGGACAUUGAAGUCAAUCCUAAUGAUUGGAUUGGUAUUUACGAUGCCAACUUCCACAGCUUAGAUGACUACAUAGCGUACGAGUACCUGGCUAAGGUCAGUCUCCCCGAGACACCGACUGCUAGUGGCCAGCCUCGUAUAUCGGAACCGUUCGAAGUAAGUAGCAAAGAGGACAGCUUAGUCGUAAUAGAUCCUUGUGAGCAGGCCUCAAGCAGUUCAUCCCCAGGAAGGUCCAAGCCUUCAACCGCUACCACGGACAUAUUCACCGACUUCACAGGCCUUGAUGUUGCUAAGCUGUCGCGACACUUCUCCAACGAUCUCAGCAUCGACUGACUAAAAACCUACCUGCCCGGUUCACCGGCAAACCUAAGAAAGAACAAUAACGGUGUUUAGAUUGUAUUGUCGGUGUACCCCUAGCUUUAAGCGUAAUUUAAAUUUGGAACGUCACAAAAUUAGAAUUGUUAUUGUCAAAGGCCUAUUUGCGACCAUUGUGUAUGUUUUCUGCUUAGUAGAUGCGACGUCACAUCAAGCUAUGCAUAACCAGUAUAAACUGAUCGUUGAAUCUGCCGAAAGAUCAUAUAAAGCGGGUCCAUGACAAAUUGGUUUUUAUAUGGUGUGUGUACAAUGUUUGUGGUUAAAAAUUCCGGUUUUGGUCGCAAAAUUCUUUUGUUUUGUAUUAUUUAUGUAUAUGGUUAGAAGGUUAGGCAUAAUAUUGUUCACUUAACAUUGUUUAGGCAUAUUCUCUGUGUCUAGUCGCCGUAGGUCUUAUUGUUAGAGCAUUAAUGUCUGCUCUCUAAUAACAUUUGUUAGCAAGCCAUGUUUGUUGUUCAAAUUAAUUAUUGCAUUUUUCCUAGUUGAAUAUAAUAUCAAUCGGACAGGAAAAC